Pseudomassariella vexata is the source of this 1525-nucleotide messenger RNA. Its product is annotated as FMN-dependent dehydrogenase. Lineage: Eukaryota; Fungi; Ascomycota; Sordariomycetes; Amphisphaeriales; Pseudomassariaceae. The coding region runs from base 327 to 1445 and encodes 372 amino acids. The record is from RefSeq and is a predicted model, not a curated record. Gene Ontology annotation, molecular function: FMN binding; oxidoreductase activity. The transcript is spliced from 4 exons.
CAAUGAGAUCGCGUAGAGUUGGAAACCAGGUCUGCUUGCCGGGUUAUUCUCAUUGCGGUUCCGGCUAUCUCUGCAACGUUAUUCGGCGGACUAGCAAGAAGACGAGAUUGCAGACGACCAUUUCCAGACCAAGUGCCUUGCUAUUUAAUUGCGACUUAAAAAUGAAAUAAUUGUAUUCGACCGAGCCCUCAUAUUGUGACCAAAAGAAACUCGACGUGCUUGCAUAAGUCACAUAAGAGGCCCAGCAUCGCUGCUUACCUGCAUUAUAUUCCAACAAGCAACGAAAGAGAAGUAUAAUCCAAGUUUUUCUCGAUUUCAUAGGCGUUAUGGAACCCCAAUCGCUGGAAAGACUGCUGAGUAUCGCUGAGAUCGAAUCAUGGGCCAUGAAAUGUCUCAGCCCCAAAGCGAUAUCGUACUAUGCAUCGGCAACAGACGACGAGUUGACUAAGGAGGCUAACGGUCGCGUGUACCGAUCCAUCAUUCUACGUCCACGUGUCUUCGUAGACUGCACCGAAUGCUCCCUCUCGACCACUAUCUUGGGUAACCAGCUCGCGCUGCCAAUCUAUGUAUCACCAGCAGCCAUGGCUCGGCUCGCGCAUCCUUCUGGAGAAACUGGAAUCGCGGCUGCAUGCUCGAAAUUCAAUGCAUUGCAAAUAAUCAGCAAGAACGCUUCGAUGACACCUGCUAGCAUCGUGGAAGCUGGUCCAGGAGCGGUCUUUGCUUGGCAACUAUACGUUCUGAAGGACAUCUCUGCCACCGAAAGGACCCUGGCUCAGAUUAGGGCGAUCCCGGAAAUCAAAUUCAUUGUUUUGACCCUGGAUGCUCCCUGGCCUGGAAAGAGGGAGGCAGACGAACGGUUCAAGAUGGGCGAAGUCGCAAGUGGUGGUGCACCACAGACUUGGGGAACUGAGGGUGGCUUGACUUGGCGAAAGACACUGGAAUGGCUGAGCACACAGACAGAUCUGCCGAUUGUGUUGAAAGGGAUUCAGACACACGAGGAUGCGAACGCUGCCACUCUAUUCCCUGUUGUCAAAGGCAUUAUUUUGUCGAACCAUGGCGGAAGGGCCUUAGACACUGCUCCUACGCCGGUUCAUGUUCUGUUAGAAAUCAGGAGACACUGCCCAGAGGUCUUCAACAAGGUUGAUGUACUGGUUGAUGGUGGCAUUAAAAGGGGCACCGAUGUUGUCAAGGCCCUUGCUCUGGGGGCUAAAGUGGUUGGCAUCGGAAGGGCAGCGCUGUAUGGGUUGGCUGUUGGGGGGCAAUGUGGUGUUGAAAGGGUAUUGAAAAUUCUCGCAGAUGAGACCAUGACGGCUAUGAAGUUGCUAGGAGUGCGCCGUAUCUGUGAUUUGACGCCUCAACAUAUCAACAUCAGUCCCUUCACGUCACAGCUCCUUGAAAGGUCUUCCAGUCUGGAAAAGGGGGAGAAAAUUGUAUCAGUGUUAUAACGUCUCAAAAAGCCAUGCUUCUACAUCGAAUACAAUAUUGAGCUUCACAAGGUGGCGGCUGAAGGCUGUUGUGGGCGGAG